UUUCUGGCUUGUUUUGCAUGCUCCUUUUAACGUAUGUCAGAAACAGUAAACUUUUCUACAGCUGUGUCAUAAAACAGCGGCAUGGACUUUGUCUUUUAGACUCAUAACAGAAGCCAUGAUCUUAGGAAAUCAGAUCUGUUUUAGGCUUUUCCAGGAGUGACGAUAUACAGUAGCAGUGAUGUAGUUGUAGCGAGUUUAUACCAUGAUCGUGUAGACAUGCCUGUGCUCCUCCCACUGCCAGCAGAGUACCUGUCCUUAGCAGUGACUUUUCUGCUCAGGUUUGGUGUGGAGAGUCUGCCUCUACUUUCUUUUUCUGCUCCCUGUUCAUGGGAAGCUUUACAUCUGGGGUCAUGGCAAUGAGGUGACGGAGGAAGGAGGAAGUUCCGUUAAAACUGUUAAAAUGGUUCAGUCAGGAAAUAUGAAACAGAAGAGUGAAGAAUGUGCGUUUUCAGACCUCCAGGAUGCAGCAGACAUGAAGCUGGUUCCAAUAUCACCUGGGAACUCAGACAAAGAGUCCCCCACAAUGGUUCUUGCUGUAUCCCACCCCUCACGGCUGAAGUAUCUAUCCUUGGGUGUGCUGGUGCUGCAGACCACAUCAUUGGUGCUCACCAUGCGCUACUCCCGGACCCUGAAGGAAGAUGGUCCCCGCUAUCUGGCAUCCUCUGCUGUGGUGUCCGCUGAGAUCCUUAAAAUCUUCACCUGUACCCUCCUUGUCUUUGUGGAAAACAAUUACAAUUUGCGGGCGAUGAACCUGUUGCUGAAGGACGAGAUCAUGAACAAGCCUGUGGAGACCAUGAAGUUAGCCGUGCCUGCAGGGAUCUACACACUCCAAAACAAUCUGCUCUAUGUUGCCCUGUCUAACUUGGAUGCAGCCACCUAUCAGGUCACUUAUCAGCUGAAGAUCCUCACCACGGCGCUGUUCUCAGUCUCCAUGCUUGGAAAGAAGUUAGGUCUGUACCAGUGGCUCUCCCUACUGCUCCUCAUGGCUGGAGUCACUCUGGUGCAGUGGCCCACUGAGUCCACAGAAGAGCAUAAGGUACUAACUGUGGGCUCCCAGUUUGUGGGAAUGGUGGCUGUGCUAAUCGCCUGCAUAUCCAGUGGUUUUGCUGGGGUUUACUUUGAGAAGAUCCUAAAGGAGACAAAGCAAAGUGUGUGGGUCCGUAACAUACAACUGGGUUUGUUCAGCUUUGUGUUCGGCUUUUUAGGAAUGAUGGUGUACGACGGCCAGAUCGUGAGAGAGUCUGGGAUGUUUCAAGGCUACAGUGCCAUUACCUGGAUAGUUGUUGUCCUGCAGGCUGUGGGCGGACUGAUCAUUGCUGUGGUGAUUAAGUAUGCAGACAACAUCCUCAAAGGAUUUGCCACCUCUGUGUCAAUCAUCGUGUCCACACUCUUCUCAUAUUUCCUCCUGAACGACUUUAACCCCACAGGGUUGUUUUUCUUGGGAGCAGUGCUGGUGAUUGCUGCCACAUUUCUUUACAGCUACGAGGGCAAAGCUGCCAGCAGCGCCAUCAAAGUGUAGUCAGAGAGCUGUGCUGG
Messenger RNA from Girardinichthys multiradiatus, 1536 nucleotides. It is a transcript of the gene slc35a3b, whose product is annotated as solute carrier family 35 member A3b. Gene Ontology annotation, biological process: pyrimidine nucleotide-sugar transmembrane transport. Gene Ontology annotation, cellular component: Golgi membrane. The transcript has 8 exons. The record is from RefSeq and is a predicted model, not a curated record. Bases 401 to 1519 code for a protein of 372 amino acids. Gene Ontology annotation, molecular function: UDP-galactose transmembrane transporter activity. NCBI's taxonomy places the organism in Eukaryota, Metazoa, Chordata, Actinopteri, Cyprinodontiformes, Goodeidae.